AUGCCUUCAGACAUGGCGACUACACAAUCCUCCCCGCUGCCUCAAGGCAUCCUCGACGGUUCUUCCCCCAACAUCACAGUCAGCCACAUCGAUUUCGCAAAAUCGCCUCUACCCGAAUACAAAGACCUGUACGCAGUAGUUCUGGACGGCGUACUCUCACCAGAGGAAUGCAACGCCCUAGUAGCUGCAGCCGAGUCAACAACCAACGGCCAGUGGGAGAGGGCGAUGGUGAACAUUGGCGGCGGUCGACAGAUGAUUGCCACCGACGCCAGGAACUGCGGGCGCAUCAUCUGGGACUCGCGCGAUGUGGUUGGGAGGUUAUGGGCGCGGUGCGAGCCGCACGUUCAAGAACUGCUCAGCUUGCAGCAAUGGCCGAAAGUCACGGGUCUGGGGCCAGCACGGAGGAAGGAGACCUGGAAGAUGACGAGGCUGAACGAGAGAAUGAGAUUCUUGAAGUACACUAGUGGAGAGUACUUCAGACCACAUUGUGACGGCUGCUAUGAGACACCGGACCGUACGGAGAGAUCGUACUUUACACUCCACCUGUACCUCAACGACGCCAAGUCCGAUUCAAACGGCCAUCCGCUACAAGGCGGUGCGACCACCUUCCACUCCCACAACAUGAAGGAGCGACUCGAUGUAGUGCCGAAAGUUGGUCGUGUGCUCAUAUUUCAGCACAACUACCUCUUACAUUCUGGCGACGAUGUGGUGAAGGGGACCAAGUUGACCAUGAGGACGGAUGUCAUGUACGCGAAGGAAAAGGAAGAGAGGGGUACUGAGUGA
This is a messenger RNA of Coniosporium apollinis CBS 100218, 783 nucleotides long. RefSeq lists its product as uncharacterized. Lineage: Eukaryota; Fungi; Ascomycota; Dothideomycetes. Gene Ontology annotation, molecular function: procollagen-proline 4-dioxygenase activity; L-ascorbic acid binding; iron ion binding. The transcript has 2 exons. Gene Ontology annotation, biological process: peptidyl-proline hydroxylation to 4-hydroxy-L-proline. The record is from RefSeq and is a predicted model, not a curated record. Gene Ontology annotation, cellular component: endoplasmic reticulum. The coding region runs from base 1 to 783 and encodes 260 amino acids.